AUGGCUAAUUUCUCCUUUGCACGGUUUUCGGCUCGUCUACUGGGCUUUUCAAAUCCAUCAGCUUCGCGAGCCCUCUCAACUAUUUUGGGAAUUGAGACCAGCUGUGAUGAUACCGGUGCUGCUGUGGUUAAUAACCAAAGAAUAAUUUUGGGAGAAUCACUUGUCUCACAGACGCCCACAUCUGUCAAAAUGGGCGGUGUGGUUCCACCGGUUGCGCAAAAGCUACAUGUCGAAAACAUUGGAAAGACUGUCUCAACAGCCAUGGAAAAGUCGGGUAUUUCGUGGGACAAUUUGGAUGCCAUUGCCGUCACUGUUAAACCUGGUAUGGCGUUGUCCCUAAAAAUAGGUGUCGUGCAUGCUAAGCAACUAGCCGUGAGGCACAACCUGCCCAUUAUCCCAAUACAUCACAUGGAAGCUCAUGCCUUAACAGCAAUGCUGACAGAUGAAAGUUUGACUCUUCCAUUUUUAGCUUUAUUGGUGAGUGGGGGACAUUCGCUACUUGCCCUGGCUAGAGAUAUAGAUGAGUUUCUCGUGCUUGGUAUUUCUCUUGAUAUGUCUCCCGGUGACUGUUUGGAUAAAGUCGCCCGUCGCUUGCAUCUUGCGUCUCUUAACGAUGGAAUAUACAGUCAAAUCCCUGGCGGAAUGGCAAUCGAGCUGAUGGCUCGUAAUAGUUGCGGAUCCAGGGCCUUUCCCAUACCCACACCACGAAGUGUCGCACGCGACUGCGACUUCUCCUUCUCGGGCAUUCGGUCAGCAGCCGAUCGGCUGAUUGCUCGUCUAGAAGAGGACCAAGUGAAUGGAGUUCUACCUGUUGAUGUUAUUGCCUCCAUUUGUGCCUCCUGUCAGAAUGCCGUGACUCGGCUCUGCUGUAGACGGGUGCAGAGAGCCAUUGAGUAUUGUGCGCUCAACUCUCUUCUACCGUCUUCCAUCCGAAUUCCUCAGACUGCUUGGCCUACUCCCCCGCUUCCCACAAGCAUUGACCCCUCUGCACCUGCUCUAGUCGUAUCUGGUGGUGUGGCUAGCAAUCUCUUUAUACGGAAUGAAUUGACCAAAGUGGCUGCGCACUACGGAAUGCGAUUAGUCGCACCUCCACCGCGAUUAUGCACCGAUAACGGAGUAAUGGUUGCCUGGAAUGGUGCACUGCUGCACUCCAGAGGCAAGCGAAUUGAGUAUGAUCCAAGUGUGAUCGACUUUAGUCCCAGAGCGCCUCUUGGUAAAGACAUUCGCGCCCUUGUUGCGAAAGCAAAUAUUCAAAUAAAGCCGCUACAGGUGGCCAGAUCUCAAUCAUUGGGAGAUGUCAAUUUCUAA
This is a messenger RNA of Echinococcus granulosus, 1308 nucleotides long. Its product is annotated as putative O-sialoglycoprotein endopeptidase 2. Gene Ontology annotation, cellular component: mitochondrion. The transcript is spliced from 8 exons. The record is from RefSeq and is a predicted model, not a curated record. Bases 1 to 1308 code for a protein of 435 amino acids. Lineage: Eukaryota; Metazoa; Platyhelminthes; Cestoda; Cyclophyllidea; Taeniidae. Gene Ontology annotation, biological process: tRNA threonylcarbamoyladenosine modification.